AUGAUCAUGAAACAAAUUCAAUGGUAUGGAACAAGUUCUGGACAGAAGAUGAACAAGAACAAGUGUUUCUUUCUCACUGCUCCUGGCACAGGUCCCACUAGAAUUAAUAAGAUUAGGGAUGCCACUGGUUUCUUGGAUAAGCAAUUCCCUUUUGAAUAUCUUGGCUGCCCUAUAUAUCUCGGUAGAAAGAAAGUUGAAUACUUUGAAAAAAUGCUUUCAAAAGUUGUUAAAAGAUUGAAUGUGUGGCAAAGCAACAUGUUGUCUUAUGGAGGUAAAAUAGUUUUGAUCAAAAGUGUUUUACAAUCCCUGCCUAUCUAUACAUUAUCUGCUCUCAGUCCUCCUAAAGGAACCAUUACGCUUAUGGAAAAGCAUUUUGCGAGAUUUUCUGGGGUUCCAAAAAUGAUAAGAGGAAAUACCAUUGGAGUUCUUGGGAAAAUUUAUGUUUCCCUAAGGAGGAAGGUGGGGUGGGUAUUAGAAAAAUGGCUGACAUUUGUGAAACACUGGAUAUCAAGAAGUGGUGGAGAUUCAGGUGCCAAGAUUCAUUAUGGGCAAGUAUGGGUAUCUGGCAACUCCCAUACCUGGAAAACAUUGACAAAGAUCAGGGGCAAAGCUGAGCCAAACAUGAUCUGGUGUAUUCAAGAUGGACAAAGCAGUUUCUGGUGGGAUAACUGGACUGGUUAUGGUGCCAUCGCAAACUAUUGUCCAGAUUAUGUACAUUCCAGCAGUACUAAAGUUAAAGAAUUUAUCGAUAACAAUGAAUGGGAUAUCCAAAAUCUACAAAACAUUCUUCCAGAUUGGCUUUACCAACACAUCAACACCAUUAAAAUUGGAUCUAAUCAGAAAAAGGACUUCAUCAUUUGGAAACCUGCAGCUGAUGGAGUUUUUCAAACAAUGAUGCUUGGAAUGGCAUCAAAACACACAGACAAAAAGAUCCUUUGA
Messenger RNA from Lycium barbarum (goji berry), 939 nucleotides. RefSeq lists its product as uncharacterized. Lineage: Eukaryota; Viridiplantae; Streptophyta; Magnoliopsida; Solanales; Solanaceae. The coding region runs from base 1 to 939 and encodes 312 amino acids. The record is from RefSeq and is a predicted model, not a curated record. The transcript has 2 exons.